This is a messenger RNA of Nasonia vitripennis (jewel wasp), 3597 nucleotides long. RefSeq names its product coatomer subunit beta (gene betaCOP). Gene Ontology annotation, molecular function: structural molecule activity. The transcript has 10 exons. NCBI's taxonomy places the organism in Eukaryota, Metazoa, Arthropoda, Insecta, Hymenoptera, Pteromalidae. Gene Ontology annotation, biological process: endoplasmic reticulum to Golgi vesicle-mediated transport; intra-Golgi vesicle-mediated transport; intracellular protein transport. The record is from RefSeq and is a predicted model, not a curated record. Bases 320 to 3199 code for a protein of 959 amino acids. Gene Ontology annotation, cellular component: COPI vesicle coat; cytoplasm.
UGAGAUAAUGCAAAAAAAGUCACACAGGUGUCCGGGGUGUACUGUGCAGGCGCGUAAGCAUAUAUCGUAUCACCUGGCGAGCCGCUGCGCAUGCGCAGAACGCGUCACUCCGAUCAUAAUAAUAAUAAACCCUUUCACCGCACGCUCCGAGCGGAGAACGGCCGAAGUUCAACCUGCAGGGGUUUGACACGUAUGCCGUUUCAUUCGCGACAAAAGGCUAAAUGUCAAUUAUCUGCGCCACCUCGGCUCUGCUCAUCUCCUUCGCUUUGUAAUCACGAGCAGGACACAAGCUGAUAGACGAGACACCAGCCAGGACAAGAUGAGUAGCAUAGCCGAUCAGCCAUGCUACACACUCAUAAACAUUCCCACGGACUCGGAGCCGCUGAACGAGCUCCAGCUCAAGCAAGAUCUGGAGAAGGGUGACGUUAACGUCAAGAUCGAUGCUCUCAAGAAGACCAUCAACAUGAUCAUGAGCGGCGAGAGGCUGCCUGGCCUCCUCAUGACCAUCAUCAGGUUUGUUUUGCCGCUGCAGGAUCACACUAUCAAGAAGCUGCUGCUCAUCUUCUGGGAGAUCGUGCCCAAGACAACCGCAGAUGGCAAGCUCUUGCAGGAGAUGAUCCUCGUCUGCGAUGCUUACAGGAAAGACCUGCAGCAUCCCAAUGAAUUCGUCAGGGGAUCUACCUUGAGAUUUUUGUGCAAACUUAAGGAGCCAGAACUUUUGGAGCCACUCAUGCCAGCCAUAACGGCUUGUUUGGAGCACAGGCAUUCCUAUGUUAGACGCAAUGCUGUUUUAGCAAUAUUCACUAUAUACAAAAACUUUGAGUUCCUCAUUCCCGAUGCUCCGGAACAAAUUUCAAAGUACUUGGAAACCGAGCAGGACAUGUCCUGCAGAAGGAAUGCUUUUCUCAUGUUGCUACACGCAGAUCAGAGCAAGGCUCUUUCUUAUCUCUCUGCGUGCUUGGAUCAAGUUCCAAGCUUCGGUGACAUUUUGCAACUUGUUAUUGUCGAGCUGAUUUAUAAGGUCUGUCUUGCAAACCCAUCUGAGCGAGCUCGUUUUAUUAGAUGUAUCUAUAGUUUACUGAACUCACCAAGUGCCGCAGUUCGUUACGAAGCAGCUGGUACUUUAGUUACGCUUUCGAGUGCUCCAACUGCUAUUAAAGCUGCUGCUUCUUGUUAUAUUGAAUUAGUUGUAAAAGAAAGUGACAACAAUGUCAAACUGAUUGUUCUGGAUAGGCUAAUUUCUCUGAAGGAUAGUCCCAAUCAUGAAAGAGUUCUUCAAGAUCUUGUGAUGGAUGUUUUGCGGGUUCUAGGUUCUCCCGCACUUGAAGUAAGAACGAAAACACUUGCUCUUGCAAUGGAUUUAGUUACAACGAGAACUAUAGAAGAAAUGGUGCAACUACUGAAGAAAGAAAUCGUCAGAACAUCUGGUGGUGAACAGGAAGAUGCUGGAAAAUACAGACAACUUCUUGUUAGAACAUUACAUUCUUGUUCCAUUAAAUUCCCAGAAGUGGCUGCAACAGUAAUCCCAGUAUUAACAGAUUUCCUUGCAGAGAGCAGUGAAGCAGCAGCAAAUGAUGUACUUGUAUUUAUUCGCGAAGCCAUUCAAAGAUUCGAAAAUCUGAGACCCUUGAUCAUUGAAAAACUUCUCGAGGCGUUUCCACAAAUUCGGUCAGUCCAAGUUCAUAGAGGAGCUUUGUGGAUUCUUGGCGAAUAUGCUACAUCCAAAGAAGAUAUCGAAACUGUAAUGGCGCGCGUAAGAUCUGUUCUUGGCGAAUUGCCUCUCGUCGAGGCUGAAAACAAGAGGCAAGCAGGUGACAAGCCUCCAGAAGAGGAAGAAGGUAGCCAAGCUGCGCCUGCACAGCUGGUUACUUCCGACGGAACGUACGCUACCCAGAGUGCAUUCAGUUCAGCUUCUUCUGGCAAAAAAGAAGAGAAGCGUCCCGCUUUAGUGCAGUAUAUGAUGGACGGCGACUUCUUUAUUUCCGCUGCACUAGCUACCACAUUGGCUAAGUUAGCUCUGCGCUACAAGGAAUUGGAAAAAGACGGAAAGAAGAGUAAGAGGAUGCAAGCUGAAUCGAUGCUCAUUAUGUCGAGUCUUCUUCAGCUGGGUCGUUCUGGUCUACCAUCGAAAGCCAUAACGCACGACGAUGCCGAAAGGAUCUCCCUAUGUCUGCGUUCCUUGGCCUGUCCAACUCCUCUCGUACAAAAAGUAUUCACAGAAGGUUGCAGGGAUGCUUUGGGCAAAAUGCUUACAGCCAAGGCCGAAGAGGAGUCACAAAACCAAAAGGCAAAGGAAAAACCCGGAAAUAUAGUGCAGGUCGACGAUCCCAUUCAGUUCCUCCAGCUGAACAAAAGCUCGGAUCUGACGGGCGGAGCUGGCGAUGUAUUUGAGCAAAGUUUGAGUGCCGCAGUUGCCGGCAGAUCUGGUGGUGAAAAGGAGGCUCCUGCACCUAGUGCCCUCAGCAAGGUAACCCAACUGACCGGUUUCUCCGACCCGGUCUACGCCGAGGCUCUUGUUCACGUCAACCAGUACGAUAUCGUACUCGACGUGCUCAUUGUCAAUCAAACCGAAGACACUCUGCAAAACUGCACGUUGGAGCUCGCCACCAUGGGCGAUUUGAAGCUCGUCGAGAGGCCGCAGCCGAUUGUCCUGGCACCCCGAGAUUUCGCCAGCAUCAAGGCGAACGUCAAGGUUGCCUCGACGGAAAACGGAAUUAUUUUCGGCAAUAUCGUGUAUGACGUCAGUGGUGCUGCUUCUGACAGAAGUGUUGUGGUGCUGAACGACAUUCAUAUUGACAUCAUGGAUUACAUUGUCCCGGCCACAUGCACAGACGCCGAGUUCCGGCAAAUGUGGGCGGAGUUCGAAUGGGAAAACAAGGUCUCAGUCAACACGACGCUUUCAGAUCUUAGGGAAUAUCUUGCUCAUCUUCUCAAAUCCACAAACAUGCGAUGCCUCACUCCAGAGAAGGCUCUCUCCGGUCAGUGCGGCUUUAUGGCGGCAAACAUGUACGCCAAGUCGAUCUUCGGCGAGGACGCUCUGGCGAAUCUGUCGAUCGAGAAACCUUUGAACAAGCCGGAUGCUCCAGUGGUCGGACACAUCCGCAUCCGCGCCAAGAGCCAGGGUAUGGCCCUGUCGCUCGGCGACAAGAUAAAUUCCGCGCAGAAAACUGCUCAGAGCAAAGUUGUGCAAGCAGCCUAAUCAAGCCCAGACACGGUAUUGUAAGAAUUUUUCAAGAAUUUGUGCGGUCGGCAUUCAAAUAUAAAUAUACAGAGAAAACUUUUUUCGGUACACUGUUUUUAUCAUCGACAUCUGCGAGAAUCCCUCGAUUCAUUCUUUUGCAAAUGUGUGCGAAUGAUUAUGUGUGAAUGAGGAGCGCGUUUGAUUCUCACGCUGAGCGAAGUUUUAUGUCCCGAAACCAAUGUUAAAUAGCACACAAGAAAAUCAAUUGAUUGCAUUCUCGCGUUUCGCGUAAUGAGAAGAUGGACUUUUUCGAACGUAAAGAUGGGUGAUUGUUAUAAUUGAAUUCGGUAUAAGAGAAUAAGAAGAUGCAUGUAUUUGUAGUUGAGUAAAUAAAUAUUAUAUAUAUAUACAUAAUA